AUGGAGAGUGAAAUUUACAAAGCAUGCCGAUAUAAUGAUAUUAAUUAUGUUCAAGCAUUAAUUGAAACAUCUCCAAAUGAUACAGAUAUCAAUCGAUUAGAAUCAAAUGGAGAUACUGCUUUACAUUUUGUUUGUAGUAAAGGUUAUGCAAAUAUUGCUCGACUUCUUUUAAAUGAUCAUCGAGUUGACCGACACCGAACAAAUAGAAAUGGUCAAACAGCUUAUGAAAUUGCAUCGACAGAAGAAAUUCGUCAACUUUUUUCUCGAGAUAGGCAUUCUGAUAAUCCAUUUUGUACUAAUCAGACUACAUUAAAUCCAUUAGAAGUUUUUACUAAUGAAGACAAUUCGUCAGAUUCACGUUAUACAACUUUUUAUCCUUCUCAAGACCCGAUAAAGAAAGAGUGUCUUUACAGAGUUUACAAGGAAGAUUAUAAUACAAUGACUCUUCCAAUAAUUAAUCAAUUAAGACGUUUCUUUGGAAAUGAUCCUGAGAAGAACAAAAUUGAUAAAUGGGUCAAAAAUCUACAAAAACAUAUUGAACAAUGUUUUAUCGUACAAAAUUAUGAAUUGAAUUCUACAAUUUAUUUAAAUGCAUAUAAAUGUAUUGAAGAUUAUUAUAAAACAAAAAAUAUUGAAUAUCUUUUGAAACUUUAUACAUUACAUACAUUGAUAUGUCAAUAUUUUUCACAAAAUUCAAUCAAAAUAGAUUAUCUUUAUGCACCAAUUUGUUUUCAUUUAUCAAAUCUUAGCGAACGUGCUUAUAAAGGACGUUGUUUUCGUGGAUUAACUAUGAAAGAAAAUGAAUUUAAAAAAUAUAAACAAGCAUUUGAUUCCAAAGAAUCGUAUAUAAAAACAAAUACUUUUUGUUCAACAUCAAUUGAUCUAGCAGUAGCUGAAAUGUUUACUAAGACUAAUAAUAUACGAGGAACAAUCAAUGUUAUUAUAAUGUUCGAUUUCGUGAGAUCAUGUUCAACAGCUAUAGUUCUUUUUUCAUCUUCUUCGCAAUUAAAAUGUAUCUCAUAUUUUGAAGAUGAAAAAGAAGUACUUAUUCUUCCCGGAACGAUCUUUUUGGUGAAAAAUAUUCAAAAAGAUAACCAAGCUCAGUUCACAAUAAUCCAUCUUGAAAAAUUUGAUACAACUGAAAUGGAGAAUGAAUCGUAUAAAGAAAGAUUUCGAAACUAUUUCGAUAAUAUGUUCACUGAUCUUUAA
Messenger RNA from Adineta steineri, 1209 nucleotides. NCBI's taxonomy places the organism in Eukaryota, Metazoa, Rotifera, Eurotatoria, Adinetida, Adinetidae. The record is from the annotation of a GenBank genome assembly.